AUCAGUAACUCGAUCAUGCACGGCACACACUUGCGUUCACCUGUCUGCAGUACCACCACUUGCUUGAUCAUUCUCAUCUGUACACCUUACUAUCCAAAUAACGUCGCCUCGCUACCAAAUGGCCCCAAAAGGAGGGAACGCAAAGAAAGAGUCGGGUCGGGCCAAGAAGGCCGAGAACGAGGCGCAGAAGCAGCAGGCAGCUGAGGCAGAGAGGGAGCGCAAGGUUGCAGAGAAGUGGUCAGAUGGUUCGAAGUCAAACAAGAAGAACGAGGACAAGGAGGCCAAGCGUCAGGCAGAGUUGGUUCGGAAAGCGGAGAAGGCAAGGCUACUAGCAGAGGAGGAGGCAUCUGUGGCAACGAAGAAGGUCGCGCCCAAGGCAGGAGCGAAGAAAGCAGGUUCCAAGGCAGCCAAGCCUGCUGGUCCUGGUGCGAUCGCUGCCGGGGGCGUGCUCGCGGAUGCGCCAGAGAAGGAGAAGGAGAAGGAGGUCUCAGCGGAGCCCGAGUCGUUCGCUGCAACCGGCCUUGACAAUGCCCUCGAUCUAUUGGAGGUGGUCACGGCGAAGAUGGACAAGGCCAGUGUUGGCCAGCGUGCCGCAGGACUUGAACAGCAUCCGGAGCGGAGGUUCAAAGCCGCAUUUGAAGCUUACAAGGAGCGUGAGCUGCCGAACGCUCGAUCCGACCAUCCAGGAUUGCGUCUACAGCAGUACCAUGAUCUACUCUACAAGCAAUUCCAGAAGUCGCCCGAGAACCCCUUCAACCAAGUUACGGUGUCAUACGAUGCCUCAAAGGAUGAGAAAGUCGAGGCACUGAAGAAGAAGACUACCGCGGUCGAGAACAGGCUGAAGUCACCCUGAUGACUUCGUCGUUCUGUCCAUCGCUGCGCAUCGAAUGUGCGAAAGAAGAUUGACACCGCUCUUGGCCUCCCCCACUGUAGAUCUAUCGCAUGCUAAGGUGUAAGAGGUGUGUAGUAUCAUGAAUAUGUACAGUAUGGAUGUACGCGCGGCACUGCGAGAAUCGCCUCGUUGUAUUUGAGCUGUGCAUCAUGACUGCAGCCAAGACACACGUUCGUAUAGCAACACACGAACACAUUCCGAGCAUUCAUGCAUACGGCACAGGCUGCACUGCGUUCUGCUGCUUGUUCUGUCAGCCUGUUUCUCGCUGUGGGUCCCGCCACCAACCCGCCACAGCGCAGG
Fomitopsis serialis is the source of this 1192-nucleotide messenger RNA. RefSeq lists its product as uncharacterized. The transcript is spliced from 6 exons. The coding region runs from base 119 to 853 and encodes 244 amino acids. Gene Ontology annotation, cellular component: nucleus. Gene Ontology annotation, molecular function: transcription coactivator activity. Gene Ontology annotation, biological process: transcription by RNA polymerase II. The record is from RefSeq and is a predicted model, not a curated record. Lineage: Eukaryota; Fungi; Basidiomycota; Agaricomycetes; Polyporales; Fomitopsidaceae.